Molecule: messenger RNA, 2284 nt
Organism: Kogia breviceps (pygmy sperm whale)
Lineage: Eukaryota; Metazoa; Chordata; Mammalia; Artiodactyla; Physeteridae
Gene: MFAP5
Product: microfibril associated protein 5
Biological process (GO): embryonic eye morphogenesis
Cellular component (GO): microfibril
Source: RefSeq, a predicted model, not a curated record
CUCUAGCCCGGCUUUCUCCCUCCCUCCCUCCCUCCCUCCCCCUCUCUCUCUCUUCCUCGCUCUCCCUCAUCUCAUUGUUUCAGAGUAGGCCAAAUUUGAAGUCCUUUCCAGGGAGUGGCCCUGUUCAUCUUACUCUCCAGCCAAAGUGGGACAGAGUAAGAAGCAGAGAGACACAUUCAACAACCAAAGGACUCGGUGGAAAGAGCAGAGAACCAUAAACAAUAUGCUGCUGCUGGGGCCCAAAGUACUGCUGUUUCUCACUGCACUCAUCAUUCCCUCUGACUGGACACCCCUAGGCGUCAGCAGCCAGAGAGGAGAUGAUGUGACUCCAGUGACUCCAGAGACAUUCACAGAAGAUCCUAAUCUGGUGAAUGAUCCUGCUACAGAUGAAACAGUUCUGGCCGAUAUCAAGCCUCCCACAGAUGACCUGGCCUCGCCUGAUAAAAAUACCACCACAGAGUGCCGGGAUGAGAAAUUUGCCUGCACAAGACUCUACUCUGUGCAUCGGCCAGUGAAGCAAUGCAUCCAUCAAUUAUGCUUUACCAGUUUACGGCGUAUGUAUAUCAUCAACAAUGAGGUCUGCUCCCGUCUUGUCUGUAAAGAGCAUGAAGUUAUGAAAGAUGAACUCUGCCGUCAGAUGGCUGGUCUACCCCCAAGGCGACUCCGUCGCUCCAGCUAUUUCCGCCUUCCUCCCUGUGAUGAUGUGAACUUGCAGAGACCCAGUGGUCUGUGAUGUCAAGGAAGAGGAAAGAAAGAAUGUGUGGGUGGGAGGGAGAGAAUGCUCUAAGAGGGAACUUCUUGUCCAACCUUUGUCAGCCAACCCAUAGACAUGAGUAUUUCUUAAACCAAUCCCAUCGCAAUGUCUAGCUUUUGCCCCUACUUCUUGAUUUUUCAUCCAUGUAUCUCAUUUUUCAGUACUUAAAAUAGUCUACAGUAUUGCAUGGUUUUCCUGCUUCCCCAUAUCAUAGACCUAGUAGAUAUACCAUGUGGCUUAGAUACAUUCUACAUACAAUUUCAAGGGAAAAUAAACUUCAAUAAAAUUAUUUAAAAUAAUAAUUAACUACUGAAUCUGUUUGAGAUAGAUCUUAGGGUGGAAGACGUUAUCACUGUCUACCUUAACUAACCAUAGACCUUUAUUUUUCAUUCAAGGGUUUCCUAGAUUAACCCCCAUUCACCUCCAUAGUCCCCUUUACUUUUAUUAAUUAUUUUGCUGGAUUGUCCUAACAUUUGCCUGGUAGGUCCUUUUUAGGAAAAGAAUUAUGGUAAUUUUUGUAGUCGUAGAAAAUUCUCCAGAGCCAAGAGUUAUACAAGACGGAGGUUAAAGAGAGAGGAGUACACCAGGUAUAAAACUAUUCAAUUUUUCGUGCAGUCGUUCAGUCGGCAAGUAGGGCUAGCAAGUCUCAUUUACCCACCCAUCUAUGGUAGUAUGGGGGGUUAGCCCACCUCCACAAGUUAAUUAGACAACUUAAUGUGAAACCAUAUCAUUGCUCCUAAUUUCCUUGAGUGGUUGGUACUUCUUUCAUCCUCACCACUUACCAAAAUCUGUAGAGAUUAUAUUGUGCAAAUGGAUUCUGGAGUAGCCUAAUUUGGGGCAUAAGAAGGGAAUUCAGACCUGAACUUUAACACACAAGUAUAACGUUUACCUGAUGGUUUACAGGAAAGAGUAAAAGAAACACAAGAUUCAGACAACCUGCAUUCUAAUCCUGCCUCUAGCAGUAACCAGGUAGCCUCAGUUAAGUCAUGUUUUCUCUUUAGGCCCUGGUUUGAUUUCCCCAUCUUUAACCUGACAAAGUUAAAUUUAUGGUAGUUCUAAGGUUUCUUUUAAUUUGAUGGUUUGAGAUUUAAAUGCAUUAUUCGUUUUUCUCAAAGCCUAGAUGUUACAUGUUACAGAAUUCAACUUGGUAUGGGUUGGAUUCCUUUCACAUUGUGGAAAUACUACCUAAAUGAGGACCAGAUUCUUGCUGUUAAGAAGCAAUUUCGUUUAAUAGGAUUAGCACAACUGAUUAAAGAGAAAUGCUAGAAGAGCCCCAAAGCAUGUAAGCCCUACCCCAAUCUCUCAAAGCAAAUGUACUCGUGUACACACAGACAUAGUCAAUGCACACUGUAGCCACUGCAGAGGCAUCUCAUAGGCACAGAGUUUCCAAGAAUCAUUUGAGCCUCUUCAGGAACUUGACCCUCUGAUUGCUUAUUGAACGAGAGGUGGCAUUCCUGCCAGAAAGCACCCCAAUCCCAGUAUUGGGUAUAAUGCAAAUUAAACAUUUAAAAUAAAGGUUCCCAAUUUCCU